Paramormyrops kingsleyae is the source of this 2340-nucleotide messenger RNA. RefSeq names its product beta-galactoside alpha-2,6-sialyltransferase 2-like. Gene Ontology annotation, cellular component: Golgi apparatus. Gene Ontology annotation, molecular function: beta-galactoside alpha-2,6-sialyltransferase activity. The record is from RefSeq and is a predicted model, not a curated record. Gene Ontology annotation, biological process: sialylation. NCBI's taxonomy places the organism in Eukaryota, Metazoa, Chordata, Actinopteri, Osteoglossiformes, Mormyridae.
CGCACGACACACGUAUUCGCUAUACAUGGGACGCUGUAGUGGGCAGACGGAGACGACCUAAUUGAGACACGGAUUCACGCUUGAUAGGCUUCGCUUUAAUUAAUGAAGAGAAUGCCUAGUUGUCUUCCAUGAUGAGGAUAUUUGCGGGCAGUAUCCUGGUCCGAUUCCAGUGAAACCUGGGCUAGCUGACUUCCAGUGGGACCACCAUGAAGUCCACCAUGAAGUCCACCAUGAAGCAGUGGAAGCAGCUGGUUGUAGCUGGGAUAGUAGCUUGGAUUUUGCUUGUUUUGGUGCUGUUCACCUACUUCAUGGACUCAUGGAUGGACAGUCUCCAAUUCUCCACCUCUUACCAAGACACGAUGCAUUUUACCUACAUCCAGAGGCACAAAGCUGUCAUGGUGACCCCAGUGGAGAUGGCCAUCGCUGGCCAGGGUGCAGACUUAAGACACGGGCCAUAUAAAAAGCCAAGGGCUGUUGAGAAGGGGGAUUCACACAUUGUGGUAGAAGAGAAGGACUUUUGGAAAAGAUCAAGAGACACACAGAUCAAGAGUUUCAGGAAAGUCGUACAAGAAAAAGACCAGAAACGAGUGGGUGAAGCUGAUGCACGGGCGCGCAACUCCAAGACCAAGUCUCUAAUCCACAGACUGUGGAAAGGUAACAUGUCAUCACGUAUGCUCAGCAAACGGCUACAGAUCGCCAUGAGGGAGUAUGUGAAUAUGAACAAGCACCAUGUGGUGUACAGGGGCCACCGUUGGACUAAGAUGGGAAGGCAAGAGCUGCUCUGCCGGCUGAAGAGCCAACUUCAGGUCCUAACCUUGGAUGGAAGAGAAUUGCCCUUCUCUCAGCUUGGCUGGGAGAAACUGGUACCGGGACAGCCUCUGAGUCAGCUCUUUGAAUCAAAAGUGCAGACCUGUGCUGUGGUCUCCUCCGCUGGAGCGAUCCUUAACUCGUCCCUUGGGAAAGAGAUCGACGAUCACGAUGUCGUGCUUCGCUUCAAUGCGGCACCCACCAAAGGUUAUGAGAACGACGUUGGCAACAGGACCACCAUCCGCAUCAUCAACUCUCAGAUUCUGGCCAAUCCCUCCUUCCGUUUCCAGACCAGCAGUCUGUACAAGGGUCUUGUUCUGGUGGCUUGGGACCCUGCGCCAUAUAGUGUAGACCUGCUGAAGUGGUACCGGAAACCAGACUACGACCUUUUCACUCCUUACGUAAGACAUCGUAAGCACCACCCAGGCCAGCCCUUCUACAUCCUCCACCCCAAGUUCAUCUGGCAGCUGUGGGACGUCAUUCAGGGAAACUCACUUGAGGACAUCCAGCCCAAUCCCCCUUCCUCUGGCUUUAUUGGAAUCCUUCUGAUGAUGGUGCUGUGCAGAGAGGUCCAUGUGUACGAGUACAUCCCGUCCCGGAGGCAGUCCUACCUGUGCCACUACUACGAGCAGUACUACGACGAGGCGUGCACCUUGGGGGCCUACCACCCUCUGCUGUUCGAGAAGAUGCUAGUCCAACGCCUCAACUUCGGUCUGGAGCGUGACCUUGACAGGAAGGGCAAGGUCACCCUUCCUGGGUUCAGCACCGUGGACUGCAGCCCCUGAGCCUCGGUCCUGACCUACCUUUUUGUAAUACUGCCUUGUAAUACUUGGACGUGAGUCAAGAUUCGAAUACGGGGUAUUAUCAGCCCUCUUUUUAAACGGAAACGAUAAGUAAGCUAGACCUUAAAAUUAUAUUUAUUGUACCAACCGUCUUUAUAAAAUGCUUUUUAAUAAGUCUUUUAUUAAAUUCGAGAUGAAUAUGAAUUUAUUCUCAAUCCUGAGAAGAAGCUGGGAUGAACAAUAGCAGCUGCUUUUAGAUAUGUUGUCUUUUUUACCUGGUGGUGAACAGUUGCAAGUUUCUCAUAAAAAGGACUUUUUCGUGAAAAGGGGCCUUUUUUAAUUUAUGAUUGUCUCUGCUGACUGGCACAGGAUUUGAAAUACCUGCAAGACAGGGUAGCAAUAGAUUUUUUUAAUAUGCACGGAAACCGCUGCAUUCUUUUUUCAUUUCAGUAACUCUUUACUACUGUAGGACUUUUCAAUGUUACUUGUCCUUUUUAUAUGCUACAUUUUAUACUGUACAUUUUAAAGCUGUUCAUGCUAAAAGUUAGUUGUCACAGAAAAAAUAUGAAAAAUUACUGAAAAAUCACUGUAAAGUGACCGAUACAGAAUAUUAAAUUCUCUCUCCUUUUUUAAUAUUUCAGCAGUUUAAGAGGCAGUGAUCACUGGCAUGAGCAAGAACUAAAGAAAUGGGCAGAUAUUUUGUAUAUUGAUGGUGAUCUGGCAUUUACAGUCUCUCUCUCCACACCCUUAC